CCUUUUGAAACCGGAGAGGGCGAACUUUGACCAAUUGAGAAAAGGCCAAACAAAAGUGUCGCGUUGUCAGGUGGGGUUUCCGUUGGGCGGCUGGGUAUUCCUAAAAUUAGAUUGAAGGAGUUAGUUUAGGGACAUCUCUCAAACACCUAGCCUACAGACAGACAGUUUGGAGACACAAUUUCCGUCAGUGUCUGGACAGUUUUAUCGCUGCCAGAAAGGAACCAAAGCCAGGGACAACGGAGGUACUGUAACACACUUGUAUUAUGGUAAUCUAAAAGUGUUUUUCCCCACUCUGUUUUAUUAGGCUAAUCCUGUAUUAUUACUGUUAUUAUUAUUAUUAUAAUACAACUAGGCUACUUGGAAGAGUCCUUGGUAAGAUUAUUGAUUACAAUUAAAGGCAUAGUCUGUAAGAUUUCAAUCAAUGAAUACUUUGUGACUUUGAAGUAUAUCAUUUAUGAGAUUAGCGUUAUCAUCACCAAAAUAACCUGUUGAGGAGAUAAAUAAUUUUGGCUAUAGUUUGAAAUCAAGUUUUUAAAAAGUAAUUUUGCUCUAAAGAAAUGUCAUUGCACUACAGAUCGAAUCCAUGUCUCAAUUGUCUCAAGGCUUAAAAAUCCUUCUUUAACCUGACUCCUCCCCUUCAUCUACACUGAUUGAAGUGGAUUUAACAAGUGACAUCAAUAAGGGAUCAUAGCUUUCACCUGGAUGCACCUGGUCAGUCUAUGUCUAUGUUAAUGUUUAGUCCACUCGGUGUAUAACUCCAUGAGUCUGAAUUGUAGACUUGUAUUGUUCACAACUAUUUCCCUUCCUGAUGCUUCCACAAUAGGUGAGGUUUGAUAUGCUAAUGUCCACCACCACUCCCCUGAGGUAAAUUCCUCCAUAGUAGAUUGUAUUGCAUUGUGGUGUGGUGUGGUGUGGUAGGGCCAGCCUGGCCAGUCUGCUAUUGGUAUGUACUGUAGUAGUUCCCAGAGUGUAACCUAGCAGGGUGUGUCAUCAAUGCUGUAUAAUCAUCAGAUAGCAGUAAGGCCAUGUGUAGGUGCAAAAACAGUUGUCUGCUUAGAGACGUGCUCUGUUGAGCAGGUAGCAGGUGGAACAGAGUCAGUUCUGUGGACUAUCAACUAUUUCCAAUGCUACCAUAUAUUGUACAGGGAAUUGUAUUUUUAUUUUUAAUUUUUUUAGGGGGUAGAUCAGCUUUAAUAUUGCAGAUAGAUUGCAACUUCCAUCAAUGUAAUUGUCUGCAUCACUUCCAAUCCCCCAUGUUUUUUUUUCUCGCAAAUAUAUAUAUAUAUAUUACAUACAUAUACAUAUCCUUUAAAAAUAUAUAUUUCCCUUUAUUACUUUCCAACCCCACAACCCAUUCCCUAAUUGGAGUAAACAACAAUGCUUAGGCCUCUACUUCCAGCUUAUACAUACUAUAUACAUUUUAUGGACACAGUCAAUUUUACAAUAAUUCUAUUUUGUUUGUUUUUACUCCUGAACUUCCUCUACCCUCAACCUCUCCGAUCAUUUUCAUGAUGUCCAUCCGGUUUGCUUCUAUAUGCCAUAUCUUUCUAACUGUGCUAUUUCACAAAAGCUCUCAACUUAAACCUAUAUACUUAUUAUGGACACAGUACGCUUACAUUAUUAGUUAUCUUGUUGUUAUUAGUUGUUAUUAGUUGUUAUUAGUCCCAUCCAUCAGCUCCAUUCAACACCACCCAUCUAUCUCUUAACACCAUCCAUAUUGGAUUUCUAUUUGCCAUAUAUUUUUCAACUGUGAUGUUUUACAAAAGUUCUGAACCUUUCUAUUCUCAUUGUUUCUACAGAUUGUAAAUUGAAAAUAUUUUUUUUAUCUAAAAGUAUUAUUAUAUUAUUGAUCAAUUGACUAUGACUUUUCAGAUCACCCAGUAGUGCUAUCUGCAGGGUUAGCUCCAGGUAAAUAUUGCAAUCCUUUAGCCAUUCCUGGACCUGUGUCCAAAAACAAGCUACAAAUGGACAGUACCAAAACAAAUGAUCUAAUGAUUCUGUCUCUUCGCAGCAAAAUCUGCAGAGCUGGGAAGAUUGUAUCCCCCAUAUAAAUAACAUUAUAUUGGUAGCAAGAAUUGUAUAUAAUAAUUUAAAUUGAAAAAGUCUAAGUUUUGAAUCCGGCGUCGUUUUGCGUAUCAGUUCAUUAACACUAUGCCAUGGGAUCGGUACGUCAAAAAUAUCUUCCCAACUAUUUUGCAAUCUAUAUGGGACGGCUGUCAAUCCUUUGGUCCUUAAAUGUAUACUUUUUUAUUUAUCACAGUUUUCUUUAACCAAUUAUGUUCUUUAAUGCAAGGCCGACAGACAAGUUCCUUACUUUUUCCCCCUUCCACUUUCCUCUUCCAUUUUUGCGGUAAUGCUGUUAUUUGGUUGUAAGGGAAUUGUUACCUUUCUAUGGGAAUACUCAUAUUCCUAUUCACAGUUCUUAUGCACUGAACAGGUUUCACACUUCUGUUGUCUGCAGUGAGUGCUUGUAAUCAUUCUACAUGAACAAGAAGUUCCUGAGUGGCGCAGUGGUCUAAGGCACUGCAUCGCAGUGCUAACUGUGCCACUAGAGAUCCUGGUUCGAAUCCAGGCUCUGUAGCAGCCGGCCGCGACCGGGAGACUCAUGGGCGGCGCACAAUUGGCCCAGCGUCGUCCAGGGUAGGGGAGGGAAUGGCCGGCAGGGAUGUAGCUCAGUUGAUAGAGCAUGGCGUUUGCAACGCCAGGGUUGCGGGUUCGAUUCCCACGGGGGGCCAGUAUAAAAAAAAAUAAUGUAUUCACUAACUGUAAGUCGCUCUGGAUAAGAGCGUCUGCUAAAUGACUAAAAAUGUAAAUGUAAAUGUAUCAAACAAGACUAUUGGAACCAAGACAGUUUCUAUCCUGAUUCUAGUAUGAGUAUGUAGUUGACCUUUAUGGAUCGUGGUGGGAGGCCUACACGGCUCCUUUUAGAUCAGUAGUCUUUACUUAGUAAACCUCCAUGACUAAUAUACAACCUGGACGGACGGACAGACGGAGGGAGAGAGAGAAGAAAAAUAAAUAAAGAAGAGCUUUCUUUUUUUGAACAGCCAGCUCUUUGGAGGGCAGUGAGUGCUUCACUUUGUCAGCCUCGGUCGGCAGGAGGUCAGCCUCGGUCAGGAGAGAGAGAUGAGUCAUGAGGGUAGUUCCCUCUGUUCCUGAGCGAGGGUGGGGGUGAACUUUGCCCGAUAAAUCAUCUGGUUUAGCUUUCGCAAUUCACGUCUGUAAUAUAUAUUGCAGUUCAACUAUUUUGAAAGGGCCCUUUCAGGACCUCUCCUGGACAUAAUGUUGAAUAAAAUAAUAUUUGAACUUACUCUACCACAGGGAUCAUCAACUACAUUCAGCCGCGGGAUGAUUUUUUUUCUUGAGCGGUUGGUCGGGGGGCAAAAUUACAAAUCAUUUGUAGACUGCAAAUUGACCGCAAAAGCCCAAGCAGAUAUGUUUGACUAAAAUAUAAUAAUUUCAAACCUUGCUUACAUUUAAAAUCACUUGGAGCUGAUUUCCUGGUGUUUUUUUUUUACAGUCUUUUAUGUCCAACAAUGACAAUUCCACACAGAAAAUAUAAUAAUUUUUUGGCUCAGAACUUGGGGGGGCAAAUAAAACCACCCGUGAGGCAAAUUUGGUCCGGCAGUUGGGGAACCAACUGGUUGUCUGGGUGGUUGGUCCUUAUACCCUUGGGAAAUUUGAGACAAAAUAUCUAUAGGAAAGUAUUAUUAAUCAGACUUUUCAAAACUUUGGUAGUGCGUUCAUAUUCCUGCCUCCUGAAGCAUGCACACACGAUGUAAAUACAUGCAGGCGAUGCAUAGUAGCCCAGCUCGUGCAUGUUUACAUGGUUUUGUGCAUGCUUCAGGUGAUACCGGUUGUUUAUCGGGCAAGGGUGACCUGUACUGACAACUGGAAGUUAUCUCAUUGAUGCUUAUCCGUCCUUGAGACUUGGCUAUUUUAUGUUGUUCAGGACAGGAUAUUCGAUGUUUGUACGAGAUUGGAUCUGUCUGAGGUGGCAGGUAGCCUAGUGGUUAAGAGCGUUGGGCCAGUAACCAAAAGGUCACUGGUUCAAAUCCCCGAGCCAACUAGAUGUCUGGUUAGACUGUAAACUCAACUUCCAGACUCACAUAAAGAAUCUCCAAUCCAAAGUUAAAUCUAGAAUCGGCUUCCUAUUUCGCAACAAAGCCUCCUUCACUCAUGCUGCCAAACAUGCCCUCGUAAAACUGACUAUCCUACCGAUCCUUGACUUCGGCGAUGUCAUUUACAAAAUAGCCUCCAACACUCUACUCAGCAAAUUGGAUGUAGUCUAUCACAGUGCCAUCCGUUUUGUCUCCAAAGCCCCAUACACUACCCACCACCACUGUGACCUGUACGCUCUUGUUGGCUGGUCCUCACUACAUGUUCGUCGUCAAACCCACUGGCUCCAGGCCAUCUAUAAAUCACUGCUAGGCAAAUCCCCGCCUUAUCUUAGCUCAUUGGUCACCAUAGCAGCACCCACCCGUAGUCUGCGCUCCAGCAGGUAUAUCUCACUGGUCAUUCCCAAAGCCAACACCUCCUUUGGCCGCCAUUCCUUCCAGUUCUCUGCUGCCAAUGACUGGAACGAAUUGCAAAAAUCUCUGAAGCUGGAGACUCUUAUCUCCCUCAAUAACUUUAAGCAUCAGUUGUCAGAGCACCUUACCGAUCACUGCACCUGUACACAGCCCAUCUGAAAUUAGCCCACCCAACUACCUCAUCCCUAUAUUGUUAUUUAUUUUGCUCUUUUGCACCCCAGUAUCUCUAUUUGCACAUAAUCUCUUGCACAUCUAGCAUUCCAGUGUUAAUACUAUUGUAAUUAUUCUGCACUAUAGCCUAUUUACUGCCUUACCUCCAUAACUUGCUACAUUUGCACACACUGUAUAUAUAUUUUCUGUUGUAUUUCUGACUUUAUGUUUUUUUACCCCAUAUGUAACUCUGUGUUGUUGUGUUUUUUUUAUUGCACUACUAUGCUUUAUCUUGGCCAGGUCGCAGUUGUAAAUGAGAACCUGUUCUCAACUGGCUUACCUGGUUAAAUAAAGGUGAAAUAAAAAUAAAAUAAAAAGGUAUAAAAUCUGUUUGUGCUUAAUCCUAAUUGCUCUUGUAAGUGGCUCUGGAUAAGAGCGUCUGCUAAAUGACUCAAAUGUCUGGCUGUCUCAAAGAUCUGUCCUCUCCUCUGAACUGAAAGAACUGACCAGCUGAAUUAUGAGUUUAUUUUCACCUGUCAAGUCAUUUUCCAAUCAGUGCAGAAGAAGGGAAGGUGAGGUCAGAUUUUUAAGCACUAGACAUUUCUGUUCUUUUCAUACAGGGUUUGGAGUCUAGCUUCCAAUGGAAAGAUGGGGCUGGUGCAGUGGUUCCUAUGACACCUGCUGAGCAUCAACUAUAUCUUUAUUAUAUCUAAUAAACUCCUCUCCGCUCAUUUCCUUUCCUCUCAUUUCCUCCCCUGUAGAUGGGUCUGGUACAGUGGUUGAAGGGCACGUUCUUGUGUCACCUGAUCAUCUGCUAUGGGUUCUUGGUCAGCGGUCUCCUGGUCAACCUAUUACAGAUCUGCACUCUGCCCCUCUGGCCAAUCAACAAGCAGCUGGCCCGGCGGAUCAACUGUAAACUGGGAUACUCCAUCACCAGCCGUGAGUAGGAUCUAGUCUACUGUAACAUACUCUACAGCAGCAGGACUAUUGGCCUUCUUUAAGCCAGGAAUACAAACUGAAUAUCGCUCUCUUUCGCUAUUGUUUGACUUAACUGAUGCUGUAGGGCUAUACGCUCUCUAAUGUCGUGCAAUAACUGAAAUGUAAAGUUACUGUAGCUGCUGACACAGUGGUCUGUUAUUUACACUCUGUUAGGCUAGGUUAUGCUAUGUUGUGUUAGUGCUAUGUUAUGUUAAUGAUAUUUUAAUGAUAUGUUAUGUUCCCCAGAGUCUGUGGCUCUCCUAGAGUGGUGGUCUGGCACUGAAGUAACAUUCUACACAGACCCAGAGAACUGCCAACUCUACGGCAAAGAGAACGCCAUCGUCGUCCUUAACCACAACUUUGAAAUAGACUUUCUGUGUGGCUGGACCUUCUGUGACAGAUUCGGUGUCCUUGGGGUAAGAGAACAGGGAUAUCAAUUCCUCUCAUCCUCUCUCAUCGCCUCGUUCUCAAAACGCAUUGGAGGAGAAAUUCCAAGGGGAGGGACCUUGGAAUUUCUCCUCCAAUACCGUUGAGAAGGAGACGAGGAAGGUGGGAAGCAAGGAAUUGCAGAAAGACUGAGAAGAGACUAAGAUUUUCAGUAGUUGUUUGAUGCCUUCUGUAGUCAAACACAUUAACAAUCUUUCCCUUUCCAGGCCUCCAAAUGUUUAGCCAAGAAAGAGUUGUCAUACCUGCCUGUGAUUGGCUGGAUGUGGUACUUCCUGGAGAUGGUGUUUAUUAAGAGGAAGUGGGAGGAGGAUGAGAGGAGCUUUGUCCAGAGUCUUCAGAACCUACGGGAUUACCCCAAGAAAUUCUGGGUGAGCCUCGAACACAAUCAAUUAAGUUCAAUCAAUCAGUAAUGACACUUAAUAGUCAAAAGUUGACUGUGCAUGUAUAGUUCAUGAAAGGACGUGACAGGUCUUUUUAAACUCCUUAUUCCAAACUUUCUUUGCAACUAUGUAAACAUGCGUAUGAAGUAUGGUUGUUCAUCUAUAAGAUUGUAUUGAUAUUGUCUCGAUUGAUGUAAUCAAUAUUAUGUCACAAGUCUAAGAAGGAUAACGUGAGAAUAUAAUGAUACUCACCUUGUAAACAUGAGUAUGCAGGUUGGUUGGUCAAUCAAAACACAGCAAUGACCCUACAGUGAAUCUCUAACUGUGUGCCAGUUCCUGCUCCACUGUGAGGGAACACGCUUCACAGAGGAGAAGCAUCGGAUCAGUAUGGAGGUGGCAGAGAAGAAAGGUCUGCCUAAACUCAAACACCACCUCCUGCCCAGGACCAAGGGCUUCUGGGUAGCCGUCCAGAACCUCAGAGGGACAGGUACGGAACCCUGGGGAGCUCCAGAAUGACCAAAUGCUACACAUGUCAUGACUUAUGAGUGUAUAUCUACGUAUUAUUUAGGAUAUUUUGGAUGAAGACUGAUGCCAUUGAACUUUUGACAACUUCAUGUUUUUGUCUCUGUAACCCCUUCAGUUGCUGCAGUGUACUGUUGUACACUAAAUUUCAGAAACAACGAAACUCCAACCUUGCUGGGAGUUAUCAAUGGGAAAAAAUAUCAUCCAGAUUUAUACAUAAGGUAUAUAAUAAUAAUUAAUUUCAGCCUGCAUGGGAUGGCCAUUGGUUAGAGGCUAAACUCACUGAUCUCAAGGUCCAUAUACAGUGGGGAAAAAAUUUAUUUAGUCAGCCACCAAUUGUGCAAGUUCUCCCACUUAAAAAGAUGAGAGAGGCCUGUAAUUUUCAUCAUAGGUACACGUCAACUAUGACAGACAAAAUGAGGGAAAAAAAUCCAGAAAAUCACAUUGUAGGGUUUUUAAUGAAUUUAUUUGCAAAUUAUGGUGGAAAAUAAGUAUUUGGUCAAUAACAAAAGUUUCUCAAUACUUUGUUAUAUACCCUUUGUUGGCAAUGACACAGGUCAAACGUUUUCUGUAAGUCUUCACAAGGUUUUCACACACUGUUGCUGGUAUUUUGGCCCAUUCCUCCAUGCAGAUCUCCUCUAGAGCAGUGAUGUUUUGGGGCUGUCGCUGGGCAACACGGACUUUCAACUCCCUCCAAAGAUUUUCUAUGGGGUUGAGAUCUGGAGACUGGCUAGGCCACUCCAGGACCUUGAAAUGCUUCUUACGAAGCCACUCCUUCGUUGCCCAGGCAGUGUGUUUGGGAUCAUUUUCAUGCUGAAAGACCCAGCCACGUUUCAUCUUCAAUGCCCUUGCUGAUGGAAGGAGGUUUUCACUCAAAAUCUCACGAUACAUGGCCCCUUUCAUUCUUUCCUUUACACGGAUCAGUCGUCCUGGUCCCUUUGCAGAAAAACAGCCCCAAAGCAUGAUGUUUCCACCCCCAUGCUUCACAGUAGGUAUGGUGUUCUUUGGAUGCAACUCCGCAUUCUUUGUCCUCCAAACACGACGAGUUGAGUUUUUACCAAAAAGUUAUAUUUUGGUUUCAUCUGACCAUAUGACAUUCUCCCAAUCCUCUUCUGGAUCAUCCAAAUGCACUCUAGCAAACUUCAGACGGGCCUGGACAUGUACUGGCUUAAGCAGGGGGACACGUCUUGCACUGCAGGAUUUGAGUCCCUGGCGGCGUAGUGUGUUACUGAUGGUAGGCUUUGUUACUUUGGUCCCAGCUCUCUGCAGGUCAUUCACUAGGUCCCCCCGUGUGGUUCUGGGAUUUUUGCUCACCGUUCUUGUGAUCAUUUUGACCCCACAGGGUGAGAUCUUGCGUGGAGCCCCAGAUCGAGGGAGAUUAUCAGUGGUCUUGUAUGUCUUCCAUUUCCUAAUAAUUGCUCCCACAGUUGCUUUCUUCAAACCAAGCUGCUUACCUAUUGCAGAUUCAGUCUUCCCAGCCUGGUGCAGGUCUACAAUUUUGUUUCUGGUGUCCUUUGACAGCUCUUUGGUCUUGGCCAUAGUGGAGUUUGGAGUGUGACUGUUUGAGGUUGUGGACAGGUGUCUUUUAUACUGAUAACAAGUUCAAACAGGUGCCAUUAAUACAGGUAACGAGUGGAGGACAGAGGAGCCUCUUAAAGAAGAAGUUACAGGUCUGUGAGAGCCAGAAAUCUUGCUUGUUUGUAGGUGACCAAAUACUUAUUUUCCACCCAUAAUUUGCAAAUAAAUUCAUUAAAAAUCCUACAAUGUGAUUUUCUGGAUUUUUUUAUUCUCAAUUUGUCUGUCAUAGUUGACGUGUACCUAUGAUGCAAAUUACAGGCCUCUCUCAUCUUUUUAAGUGGGAGAACUUGCACAAUUGGUGGCUGACUAAAUACUUUUUUCCCCCACUGUAUUGGCUUAUUGGACUUAUACUGAACAAAAAUAUAAACGCAACAAUUUCAAAGAUUUUACUGAGGUACAGUUCAUAUAAGGAAUUAAGUCAAUUGAAAUAAAUUCAUUAGGCCCUAAUCUAUGGAUUUCACAUGACUGGGAACACAUAUGCAUCUGUUUUUCACAGAUACCUUAAAAAAUGGAUCAGAAAACCAGUCAGUAUCUGUCUGGUGUGACCUCCAUUUUCAUCAUGCAGCCCGACACAUCUCCUUCGUGUAGAGUUUAUCAGGCUGUUGUUUGUGGAAUGUUUUCCCACUCCUCUUCAAUGGCUGUGCGAAGUUGCUGGAUAUUGGCGGGAACUGGAAUACGCUGUCAUACAUGUAGAUCCAGAGCAUCCCAAACAUGCUCAAUAGGUGACAUGUCUGGUGAGUAUGCAGGCCAUGGAAGAACUGGGACAUUUUCAGCUUCCAGGAAUUGUGCACAGAUCCUUGCGACAUGGGGCCGUGCAUUAUCAUGCUGAAACAUGAGGUGAUGGCGCCAGAUUAAUGGCACGACAAUGGGCCUCAGGAUCUCGUCACGGUAUCUCUGUGCAUUCAAAUUGCCAUCGAUAAAAUGUAAUUGUGUUCGUUGUCCAUAGCUUAUGCCUGUCUAUACCAUAACCCCACUGCCACCAUGGGGCACUCUGUUCACAAUGUUGACAUCAGCAAACCGCUCGCCCACACAACGCCAUACAUGUGGUCUGCGGUUGUGAGACCGGUUGGACAUACUGCCAAAUUCUCUAAAACUACGUUGGAGGCUGCUUAUGGUAGAGAAAUAAACAUUACAUUCUCUGGCAACAGCUCUGGUGGAAAUUCCUGCAGUCAGCAUGCCAAUUGCACUCUCCCUCAACUUAAGACAUCUGUGGAAUUGUGUUGUGUGACAAAACUGCAAAUUUUAGAGUGGCCUUUUAUUGUCCCCAGCACAAGGUGCACCUGUGUAAUAAUCAUGCUGUUUAAUCAGCUUAUUGAUAUGCCACACAUGUCAGGUGGAUGGAUUAUCUCGGCAAAGGAGAAAUGUUCACUAACAGGGAUGUAAACAAAUGUGUGCAUAACAUUUUAGAGAAACACGUUUUUUGUGCGUAUGGAACAUUUCUGGGAUCUUUUAUUUCAGCUCACUUUACAUGUUGCGUUUAUAUUUUUGUUCAGUGUAUUUUACUGGACCAUAAAGUUCUAUGGAAUUGAAUUGGACAGCUGAAAGAAAUGCUUUCCCCUUCUGCCUCCCUGUCUCUAGGAGAAUCCCUCUGGAAUCCGUACCAGAAGAUGAGGCUGAAUGUUCUGUCUGGCUGCACAAACUCUACCAGGAGAAGGUAGUGUUAUAAUUGGGGAGUGGGAUCACACUAUGGACCAGAUUUACUAACUAAGCAUUUGCACAAGGUGCAGAGUUUGUAUCUAUUUGUUCACUAUGGACUAAACCGACAAAGCUAAAAGCUAUAACUCUCUUCAUUUAAACUAGUUUAAUGUCAAUACCUACUCUUCACCUUACAUUAUAACUUUGUUCUGUCCCCAAUGUUUAAUUCACAAACAUUGCACCAAACACUUUCAGAUAAAAUGGCACUUUGGCCCCUGUUAGUUUAUUGUUAUUUAUUUUAUUAUUAUAGUGUCAUGCAUCUUUAAGGAUGCCCAGACUACAUGGAUUAGAUUAGAUAGUACUUUAAGGAGAGCUUUCUUUUUUGAACAGCCAGCUCUUUGGAGUGCAGUAAGUGCCAAGGACAAAGCUAAAAGCUCAAACUCGCUUCAUUUACACUUUAUAUUAUGUAAAAACUGUGUUGUUCCAUGAAAAGAGUGCCUUUUUGGACUAUGCUCCCUUUGAUAUUUUAAGUGGAAAUUGUGCACCAAUAUUGAAUUUUAAAAAGCAUGUUCAAUUAAAUGAAGUGCCCUUUAAUAUAGACCACAUGGCAAAUUCAGUAAAUAUGAUUUUUAAUAUUAAAAAAGGCUUGCUAAAGUGCCAAAAUUCAGCAUUUACAUCUGUCCUUCAUUUUAAGGUCAACCCUGUUAAGUGAACUGAAUUCUCGCUUUAAUAUGGUGAAACCAUUCCUUAAUUUUUUUUUAAACAAAAAUUCUAAAGAAAAAUUGAACAUCUAAUAGUCAAAUCAUAGUGUAAAAGCAGAUAAGCUGAUUCUACUCUUUUUGGCCAUUGUCUGGUGUUUUGUGGUGGAAAACUGAGCGGGUUGAGCAUAACACGUCAACCCUGUUACCCAUAGAUAGACGGGCUAGAAAUGUUUUAACAAUUCAUUUCAUUCAAUUGCCACUCCCUGUUGCACACAACAAGCUUCCAUUCCCCCUGUCACAAGGGGAUUUAUGGCUGAUUUAAGAAGAAAUCGUCAACCAUGUUACGGUCAACCCUGUUACUUUAUUUGGCACUUAAUAGACACAAUAUUAAUUUUUGUAUAUAAACCUCUUGAGAUGGGAAACGUGUUUUUUAUGAAUUUGAACAUGUGCUCUUAAAAUUGUUAAAUAAUAUGUUUUACAAAUGGACCAAAUUACGACCCACCUACUCUUCACAUUAUACAUUUGUUCACUUGCACAAUCUGUAAAAUCUACCCUUGGCCCAUUAGAUUAGAUGGACCAAAUUACGACCCACCUACUCUUCACAUUAUAACUUUGUUCACUUGCACAAUCUGUGAAAUCUACCCUUGGCCCAUUAGAUUAGAUAGUACUAAAUUGCACUGCGUUAAAAAGAGAUCCACAAAAAAAAUGAUAUGAUAUAGACAUACUAUAUCAGACAUACAAAAAAAUAGCUUUAAGGACUUUGACCCCUCCCUUCCGACUUUCUUGUGGUCAUGGCUGUGAAGCUAUUGGACUAUGCUCCUGUUUUUACAGGUAACUGAUGUGCGCAUGUAUUGUGGUUCUAGGACCAGUUCCAGGAGGACUACAGCCAGACAGGGUGUUUCCCAGGCCCUGUAAUCACCCCACCACGUGGGCCCUGGGCCCUGAUCAACUGGCUAGGCUGGACCUGCCUUCUCCUAUACCCCCUCUGCCUCCUCCUGGUCCAGCUGGUCAACUAUGGGUCUAUUCUCACCAUAUUGGCCACUGUGGCCUUCUGCUCUGCAGGUGGGUCUUAUUGGUAUAUAUUUCAGGGGUCAUCAACUAGUGGCCCCCGAGCCAAAUCCGGCCCUCGAGACGACCUAAUGUGGCCUGCCAAGGUUAUUCAAGUACACUAUAGAGGGCUUGCAGUUGUGUCACAAAUCACCUAGCAACCUCACCAAGCGCCAUGUUGGAAGACCUCCAAUCAUCCACAUGGCUGGCUGCGUUUUGCUACCACCAGAAACUUCGGGAAGAUUGCCCGUUAUUUCGUUUUUCUAAGGACCCAAAAAAUGGAGGCAGUGGGAGAACCUAUUCAAGUAAGUAAAUAUAUUUUGAAAGUGAUAAAAAACUAUGUAUUAUUAUUAGCUAGCUAGCUUGCUACAGAAACUUAGUGUGCAGGCUAACUCAAAUGAGCUGCUAACAAAUUGUUCACUAGUUAGCGAACUUUACAUACUGUGUAGCAAGCUAUGUGAAUUAAAUAUCACCAGCUUGCUAACUUCAUAUUAACUAGUUAGCUAUCUUGAUGUAUUUAUCGUUGUAACUCCAAAUGCAUUUGUAGCUAGGUAGCUAGCUAGCUGAAAGGAUUAGCUAGCACUUCCAGCUGUCAGAGAAGGGAGAGUAGGCUACUCUGGAUAGGGCAGGUACCUUUGUGGGAGGAUAUUAUGAAACUAUUCCCUAGUCCCUAGUGAGAAAAACUGAGGAAAGAUAUAUAUAUAUAUAUAUAUAUAUAGCAACAUAAUAUUCAGGGGUGUCUAACUUGAGUAUAAUGCAGCCUGUUUCUUUGAUGUUUUCUGUCCUCAGCUACAGAGAGCUGUGAAACCCUGUCUGCAGAUGAAGAGGUCCCAAUGAAUGUCCCAAGAGAGCAAGGGUACAUCCUUGUAUGCCAUGGAGUGUACUUACCGUAUGUUAGCACAUUGUGUGAACAAAAGUACAGUUUAAAAGUCACACAAUGUAUAAACCUAUUACAAAUGGAGCAGGCCAACCCUGCUGGCUGUGCAGGCUUCUGUUCCAGCCCAGCACUAACACACCUGAUUUAAAUUAAUCAAACAUAAUUAGUUAAUAAUCAAGUGUGCUAUUACUGGGCUGGAACAGAAGUCUGCUCCACCCAUAGAUCAGGGAUCAGUGGAGGCUGCUGAGGGGAGGACGGCUCAUAAUAAUGGUUGGAACUGAGCGAAUGGAAUGGCAUCAAACACAUGGAAACCAUGUGUUUGGUGUAUUUGAUACCAUUCCACUAAUGCCGCUCCAGCCAUUACCACAAGACUGUUCUCCCCAAUGAAAGUGCCACCAACAUCCUGUGCAGUUGAGCGAGGUUGGCCACCUCUGGUAUUUACUUUUUUUUGUUCACCUGACAUUGUUUUAGUAAUAAUAGCCUACUUGUUACUAAAAUGUCUAACCUUUACAUAUGAGUUAACUUCAAAGAAUCAACACUUUCAUAUAAUUUCAAAGUGUACAAGUAAGCUAAGUGAUUAAACUUGUUUUAAUUAACUUAACACUAGUUCAUCUUGAAUAAUAGUUAAUGUUGAUUCAUCACAGAUCACAAUCCUGCAAUAAAGAGGGGAAGGGAAUCGGUCUUUAAUUUAUGUGUUCCUGUGUUGUAUUUUCAAAUGAACAUGACCUUUUUGUUCAGUCAUAAGCUCUCCAAUUAGUUGUAUUUGAUUGUCACUAUUUUUUCAGGAUAUCAGCCAUGUGUUCCCAUUUUGCAGCUGAUAAUGGUAUGCAAUGCCAAUGUAGCCGUAGACCUACAGCAGUGGUUCCCAACUCCAGUCCUCCAGUACCCACAACAGCACAUUGUUGUAGCCCAGGACAAACAUACCUGAUUCAACUCAGAGGGCCAGAUGAUUAGUUGACAAGUUGAAUCAGGUGUGUUUGUCCACGGCUACAAUAAACUGUACUGUUGGGGGUACUGGAGGACCGGAGUUGGGAACCACUGGCUUACAGCAUGAUGGCAUUAGCCUUAUGUGGGGCGGCAGGUAGCUUAGUGGUUAAGAGCGUUGUGCCAGUAACCGAAAGGUCGCUGGUUCUAAUCCCCGAGCCGACUAGGGCUGUUUACAUAUUGUUCAGCUAUAUGUUCUCAAUUUAAAAACGAUACCAGUAAACAAUGUAUAUGAGGCUAAUCAUUAUACUAGAUUUUGUACAUGCCUUGUGCUGACAUGAAAUGUUUUGGUUCAAAUCCAACCCAUGUAAUCUAGGUGGUGAAAUGUCUGGAAGCAGGAGAGGGUAUCCUUAGCUUAAAACAUACUCACAACUACUACUACCAUGUCCAAUGCCAGAUACUUUUCUCCCAGGUCUGACUGGCACUUGGAGGUGGCUCUGUGAUAAUGAAGAUGGUUUACCUAAGACUACCACACCAAUUACAUUGUCUAUGCUAAAUGUGUUUAAAUUGUAAAGAAAUAAAAUAGUUGGGCUAUAAGAAAUACUUUUUAUUCAAUGGGGCUAGUCAAAGCAGAGAUUACACAAUACUUUUCAUUUCACUCAUACAACAAUAUAGCCUAUUAAAGUACAGUAUGUUUAUAAUAUCAUAAACAAUAGUAUUUUACACGUUACAAAUUACAUUUUAUAUAUUAAUAUGGUUUAAGGGGGCACUUUUGUCAUGACGACAAGGUGAAGGUGCUCUACUCAAAUGGCACAACAUAAUCAUUCAGAUUGACCAAAGCACAGCAUAUAACAACCAUCUUGUAUAACUGAGGGAUAUCUCCUUUCAUAUCUGGAAAAGGACAAAGUAGUAGAAGCUGAUGCUGCUGCAGCAUUGCUCAUCUUCAGUGGGAAUCCAGUCCACAUGGGUGUCUUCAGAGGUCAGCUGGUGAACCUACAGUACAUAAACAAAUGAAAAGCACCUGAUAGAAUAUCACUCCUUCAGGUCACCUAUACCAUCACGGCUCUUGAUUGUUUGGUUGUGUUUAAUUCAUUCAGGUGUUUUAGUGUCUCAAAGACUAAAUCCCCUGUAGCUCAGUUGGUAAAGCAUGGCGCUUGCAACGCCAGGGUUGUGGGUUCGUUUCCCACGGGGGGCCAGUAUGAAAAUGUAUGCACUCACUAACUGUAAGAUGCUCUGGAUAAGAGCGUCUGCUAAAUUACUAAAAUGUAAAUCAAUUGGAGGGCUGGAAUAACCAAUAGUCAGGUUGUCCUAUCACAUUGAGUCCUUUGUCCUAUGCUGUAAUGUCCGUACAUUUACCCUCUUGUGAAUAAAGUUCUCAAUAUGUUAUCAUUGGGUUAUCAUAUGAUAAUCACUGGCUAUAUGGACAUCAUAUUGUACAAUUUGUGUCUCCCCUUUUCAUGGUCCUGGCUAGAAGGGACCCAGCUAUUGUCAAAUUAAUGUCAUAUUUGACAUUUCGUAGCAGAUUAGAAUUUAGGCAGCAGGUUAUGAGAAUUCGGUUAUGGUUAGGGUUAGUUAAAAUUCAAAAACAAUACUUUGGACAAUUUGACAAAAGCUGGAUCCCUUUUAGCCAGGACCCCUUUUUCAUUGGCCUAGAUUACAUGGUUGCAUUCAAGACAAGGUCGUUUUUAUUGAUCUGUUGUCAGUGUUGGUAGAGUAGGCCUAGGCUACCAUCGUAGCAAAAAAAUAUUCUGCUAAUUUCUCCAGUCGACUGUGGUAUUUUGGACGCAGUAAUUGCAGAAUAACUGCAGUGUUCAACUGCAGUUAUACUGCACUGCAAAAUUACUGCAGUGUUAUUUUGGACGCAGUAUUUGCAGCAUAUUUUCGCUAUUUUUUCGUAAGGGCAAUCAUAUAUAGUGUAGUAGAAUUGCAUGAAAUGUUUAUCAAAUGCCACAUUUUUACCGUGCAAAGGAAACAUCUCUGAUAUAGCCUAUAAACGUAUGCGCUUAUUAAGCCUAAAUGAUCUCAAUCCAUCACAUCAGGAAUAGUAGGCUUUCAUUAGUCUGCUAUGAGAUGAUAGAGGCAAUCCUUUGUUAUAAAGGUGCAUUUUUAUGGUGAAAAAUGGCUUCCCCAAAAUGUUAAACUCACGUGACACAUGCUAAUUGCUAGACUACAAGCUAUCUAGCUAGCUAAUUGUCUAACUUAGUGUUGUUGUUAACACCUGGUUAGCAUAACAGCUAAACUAAACAAGAAAAUCAGUCUUGAUUUACCAGUGAUGAAAUUAUCGGAGCAGACCCUGUACUGACAGCUGUCUGGGUUCAGGUCUUGAUAGAGCAGACCCUGUACUGACAGUUGUCUGGGUUCAGGUCUUGAUAGAGCAGACCCUGUACUGACAGCUGUCUGGGUUCAGGUCUUGAUAGAGCAGACCCUGUACUGACAGCUGUCUGGGUUCAGGUCUUGAUAGAGCAGACCCUGUACUGACAGCUGGUUCAGGUCUUGAUAGAGCAGACCCUGUACUGACAGCUGUCUGGGUUCAGGUCUUGCUAGAGCAGACCCUGUACUGACAGCUGGUUCAGGUCUUGAUAGAGCAGACCCUGUACUGACAGCUGUCUGGGUUCAGGUCUUGAUGGGCAAAAAGGUUUCGUCGCUUUUCUGACAGUUCUUGAGUCUUAUCUCAUUGGUGUCACCAAUGGUGUUUCAUGAUUGCGGCAAAUCUGUAAACAUAUUUUUUUUCCCCCCGUUGUCUUUCCUGCCUUGUUAGAGCAGCCAAAUACUCUACAGAAACUGACUGUGGUGAUUAAUCAACUAGUUUUAGGCACUAUUAUGCCGUUUUGGGUAGCCACUCUGCUGAUGUCAGAAUAAUUAAUGCAGUGGUCUUCCAACAUGGCCGCCAGGAGGCGUCGUAUGUCAGCUGCAAGCCCUCUGUUGUUUUUUUGAAUUUUGUUCCAAAACUCACCUUCAACCAGGACAACUUUGUGACUAAUAACUCUAAAAGGUCUAUUUGUUGGUACAUUCUCCUUAAUCAUAGCCAUUGUUUACCAUCUAUUCUUCCAAGUCGCAUCCAAGUAUGAAACUGAUCAACAGCAAGAAAUUAUUGUUCCUUCCUCUUGGAAAGUACUGAAUAAUAUUGCAUGCCUUGUCAUGCCAUCGCAUGACUGGAAUGCCAUUGGAUGGUAUCUCUUACAUGAUAGUAUUGGCCCUUAUCCCUUAUAAAUUACAUAAUCCUGUUGGCACAAAUCAUACGGUUGAGAAACUUGGUCAAACAUUUCCACUGGAUGCUGUAACCACAGACUUCAUAAUAAGAGCCUCAGCAUACAGUAUGUUCAUCUCUUUCCUCUCCAUUCCAUUCUCAGUGUCAGUUGGUGUGCGCUGGAUGAUUGGACAGACUGAGAUUAAGAGAAGCUCCAGCUAUGGGGUCCCACUUAACAACUGAGGAGAUGACCUUACAACUUCAAGAUCCUUGCCAGCUCCCAGGGAUCACUCAGAUUACCAUCCUGAUCACUACAGCAGUUAACCUCCAGCAGAUAACUCAUUCCAAAGAAAGAAUUGGUUGCUGGUCAGAGAUAGCAUUGCAGUCAACUCAAGUACGACAAGACAGUUGGGCAGGUGCUUCAGACUUUUCGAAGGCACACCUUUUCUGCUAAUGGCAGUCUAAUGUGGUAGUCUUCCUCUUGUCGAUACAUGGGAAUGUACUGCACCUACAUAAAGCACAGAUAGUGUCUUUGGA
Coregonus sp. 'balchen' is the source of this 17492-nucleotide messenger RNA. NCBI's taxonomy places the organism in Eukaryota, Metazoa, Chordata, Actinopteri, Salmoniformes, Salmonidae. The record is from the annotation of a GenBank genome assembly.